Messenger RNA from Alligator mississippiensis (American alligator), 2710 nucleotides. It is a transcript of the gene OBI1, whose product is annotated as ORC ubiquitin ligase 1. Gene Ontology annotation, molecular function: metal ion binding; ubiquitin-protein transferase activity. Bases 99 to 2270 code for a protein of 723 amino acids. NCBI's taxonomy places the organism in Eukaryota, Metazoa, Chordata, Crocodylia, Alligatoridae. The transcript is spliced from 6 exons. The record is from RefSeq and is a predicted model, not a curated record. Gene Ontology annotation, biological process: protein monoubiquitination; regulation of DNA replication.
CGCUGCCUUGCCGUAGCCGGAGUUUGAGAGCGAGCUGCCUUUGCUGGCGCCGCCGCCGCCCGUGGAACUUCCGUGCUCGCGGGAUUCGAAACGCCACAAUGGCUCAGAACGUCCAGAACGUCACGCUGGCGCUCACGCUGCCCAUCACCUGCCACAUCUGCCUGGGGAAGGUACGUCAUCCAGUCAUCUGUGUCAACCACCACGUAUUCUGUUCCAUUUGUAUUGAUGUGUGGCUGAAGAACAACAGUCAGUGUCCAGCUUGUAGGAUUCCUAUCACCCCUGACAAUCCCUGCAAGGAGAUUAUCGGAGGAACAAGUGAAAGUGAACCAAUAUUUAGUCCUACAGUCCGAAAGCAUCUUCGCAAAACCAGACUUGAACUGCUCCACAAAGAAUAUGAGGAUGAAAUAGAAUCCCUGCAGAAAGAAAUGGAAGAGCUGAGAGGUAAAUAUCUCAGUUUAGAGUCACAGUUGAAAACAGUCCUGGAUCCUGAGGCCUCUGGUUUAUGUAACAAAAAUGAAGAAAGCUCUCAGACCACGGAGGAGGCAAGUGGAGCUGUCCCAGAAACUCUGGAGGAGUUGACCAAAAAGCUUAAAGCUGCUAAUGACCUAUAUGAAAAAAUGAAAGAUGAAGCAGAAAAGUUAAAGGAGACAAAUAAGAAACUGAGCCUGGAAAACAGUGGCCUUUUGAGAGAGAACUUGCGACUGAAGGCUGAAGUUGAUAGUAGAUCACCCCAAAAAUUUGGUCGGUUUACAGUAGCUGCACUUCAGUCCAGAGUAGAGCAGUGUGAACGUGAAAUGAAUCGUUUGAAAAAAGCACUAGAAAGGAGUGAUAAAUAUAUAGAAGAACUGGAGUGUCAUCUUUCACAACUAAAAGGGCCAAGUGAGACUAACCAAAGUGAGAAUAUUGUUAGUGAGGGAGUACUUUCCACAGAUGAUAAAGGAAGUGAAAGCAGUGAGGAUGAUGCUGCCUCAUUAAAAAGCCAAGUAGAAAGCCUAGAGGAAAAGACUCUGACUACCAGUCAAAAUCAGGACCAGCCUGAGCAUCUGAAAGAUUGUGGAGCAUGCUCAACCUCUGCUAGUCAAGACAGUUUGGAUGGGUCAAACACUCAGUGUCCCACAAAUAAAGAACUAUUUUCAGGUUGUCAGGAAGUUCUCUUGGCUAUAGCUACUACAAAUACAGAUGCUGACUUAGAGCAACAGUGGGAGAAAAUUGAGGAUCGUGAAGCUUAUAAAGAUGAAGAACUAUAUGAGCUUCCAGCACCUUGUACACCUUCUUUGUCUCUUAGUUGUCUCCAUUUGAACACCCCUGACGUUAAAGAAAGUCCUGUUAUAAAACAAGAGGACACAAGAAAGCCACCUGCCUUCCUAAGGAAAUUGGAAUUUGAGGAUUUGUGUGAUGCUCCAGAGGACUGCAACAAAGCUUCUCCAGAGGACAGUGUAAGCAGCUGUAACAAUGAAAAUAAGCUAACCUGUUUUACUUCAACAAAACCAGUGUUUUGGGAUAGCUGCCCAACAAACUACACUGAGAACUUAGAUUUUGAUGCCUCCCAGCAAAAUAUAAUCACUAAUCAUUCAGGAAAGCUACCAGUAAAGUCCAUUGAGAAGACAAGUGUGUGCUUAUCUAAAAGGUUACAUACUAUAUCCUCUUCUGAAAUGAACCGCACACGAACAUCCAGUGAGGCAUCCAUGGAUGCUGCCUAUCUUGAUAAAAUCUCUGAGUUGGACUCUAUGAUGUCUGAAUCUGACAACAGCAGGAGUCCUUGCUACAAUUUUAAAUCCUCUGACCUUGAUAAUCCUUCAGAGUCGACGGAGAGUUCUGAACUUAUGAAUGAAACGGAUAUGAAGCUGGAAGAAAGGAAUGAACAAAAGAGUUCAAAAUGCCUGGAGUCAAAUGACCAGCCAGCAGACAGAAAUGACUGGAAAUCGGCUAUGUUUUCUGUCCUUUCUCCAUCUGGACUACACCUGAAUGAGCGCUUCCGACUGUUUUCAAGCCAAAAUUCUGAAACUGCUGAAAUGAAAUCUCAGAAUUGUUUGUUUCAAAGAGAAUUUUCCCCAAGUAUUCUGUUCAGUAAUUCACAAAGGUUAUUUGAAGAACAGAAGUUUGGUUCCUCUUUUUUUAAGGUGUCUCCUGAUGUGCAUAAUCCACUUCAGUCUCCUUGGGCAGCUUCCUUCAUUCCUGAAAAGAAAAAUAAGAGUGUUAAUCAGUCAACCAAAAGGAAAAUUCAGAGCAGUCUUUCUAGUGCUAGUCCUUCAAAAACUACUAAAAACUGAUGCUUGUAAGUUUUGAAGUUCUUAUUCUUGGUGCCAAAUUAAGAACAGUUCCCAGUGAACUUGAUCUUCUUGCGAGUUCCAUUGUGACCCUUUUGACCAAGUGAAAGUGAAUAUUCCUUCUUCAAAUCUAUUACCCACUGUUUAAUUUUAGAGAAGAACCCUUCAGUUUUCUUCUUUGAUUAAGCAUCUUUGUUCUGUACUCCUUGGAUUUCUUGUUUAAUUGCCAGGUUACAUAAUUUUUGUGUUGGUGAACAGCAGCUCUAUCCUCCAUGAGUGACGGAUUUUAAAUUUAAGCCAUCCUGUUAAGAGGAACGAACUUGUUUAAAAUAUUGCAUUUCCUGUGCUAAAAGAAAACAUUCUUUUAUGCAUGUAAACCUGUUACUGGUUAUAGUAUGGUUUCAUUCAUUUGCUAUUAAACAUUGGAAAUUCUUGUCCUAAAA